GAUAGAAACUCGUCUCAUUGAUUGAAACCCGACUCUGAUAUUAUAUCGGAAAUUUUGUUCUUUUGUGCCAUCGUCUAUGUCUAUGGUAUUUAAACACAUAAAAGACCUUGUUAUAUGUGAGAUGUUGAACUUUUCUUAUAAAUCAUAUGACGUGAUGAAAACCAGACCUAGCAGAGACAGUUGCUUAAGAACACUUUCAGUUUUUGAUUUCUUUGUAAAUAAGUAAAUCAGUCUAUCAUUCUUUGUAUCACAAUCUGCAACUGUGGCCAAUCCCACCAUCUCUCCCCACCUACAAUCACCACCCACCACCAGAACAUGGCCGCCUCAACCACCAGCUGCCGCCAUCACCCACCACAACCCCACACCCAUUCACCCUAUUUUCCCACCUGAUCACCAAAUCAGCAUGCUUGGUCUCCACAACAUCCUCCUCUUAGCUUCUUCUCAACAACAGGCCCAAAACCCACACACCAUUUCCUCAGAUCACCACCACCCCCACAAUAACAACCACCCAACAAAUUUAAGGAAUCAAGAUUGCAACUUUAAUGGUUCAACUGAUCCUUGGAGUCUAAAUAAGUGUCAGGAAUUGAGUAUUGUGGGAGAUGAGAUUAGUGGGACUUUUGGGACUUGUACAGACUGUGGGAAUAAGGCCAAGAAGGAGUGUAAGUAUAGAAGGUGUAGGACUUGUUGCAAGAGCCGAGGGUAUGAUUGUUCCACUCAUGUGAAGAGCACUUGGGUACCGGCCUCUAGGCGGCGGGAGAGGCACCAGCUCGGUGGUGGUGGUGGUGGAGGAUCUUCUGGGUCUUCUUCAGGUGGUGUUAAAAGGCCAAGAAUUGUGUCCUCAGGUGCUACUACUUCUAAUAGCUUAUCGUCUAAUGCUGCUGCUGCACCUGCUUCUUUGUGCUUUGACACUGGAUCUAGUCAUCAAGAUCCAAGCUUUAAACAGUCCCUUCCUGGGAAAGUUAAAGCCCCAGCUGUCUUCAGGUGCAUUAGAGUGACUGCCAUUAGUGGUGAGGAAGCUGAGGUUCUCUACCAGGCUACAGUGAAUAUUUGUGGCCAUGUUUUCAAAGGGUUUCUCUAUAAUCAAGGGAUUGAUGAGAAAAAGGUUUAUCCAUGUAUCUCAAAUGUGCAUAUGGAGAGUAGUACUAAUGGAAGGGAAUUUUCUGUACCAAUUGUCAAGCCAUCCAAUGCUUAUCCGGCUUCUGGCAACCAGAGAUUGUUUGAAGCUGCAGGUAACGAAUGAGUGUCCAUCCAACCUGGAAGGUUUCAGUGUGCUUGGCAAGCCGAUUGUUGUAUAGAAUAGCUCUUAGAAGGAUUUCUGGCGGCCUGGAAGGUUUCUCUCUCUAUUUUGAUGAGUGCAGCCCUUCAAAGAUGCAAAACUAUAUGGUUAUUACCACACAUAAGAGAUCAAAUUCCUGUAUCACUGACUUAAACCCGAUUUGGUGCUCUGUAUUCUCUGUAUAACAGUCCAUUAUUAAUUGGGAAACAAGUUGUAGUAUGUUUCCUGUCCAGGAACAA
Messenger RNA from Tripterygium wilfordii, 1515 nucleotides. Its product is annotated as protein SHI RELATED SEQUENCE 6-like. Gene Ontology annotation, molecular function: DNA-binding transcription factor activity; DNA binding. The coding region runs from base 404 to 1240 and encodes 278 amino acids. Gene Ontology annotation, biological process: positive regulation of DNA-templated transcription. NCBI's taxonomy places the organism in Eukaryota, Viridiplantae, Streptophyta, Magnoliopsida, Celastrales, Celastraceae. The record is from RefSeq and is a predicted model, not a curated record. Gene Ontology annotation, cellular component: nucleus. The transcript has 3 exons.